Messenger RNA from Plasmodium adleri (nom. inval.), 1704 nucleotides. RefSeq names its product EMP1-trafficking protein. The transcript has 2 exons. The coding region runs from base 1 to 1704 and encodes 567 amino acids. Lineage: Eukaryota; Apicomplexa; Aconoidasida; Haemosporida; Plasmodiidae. The record is from RefSeq and is a predicted model, not a curated record.
AUGGAAAACAUAAUAAACAAAAAGCAUAAAAAAGGGGGAAAUAGUAAAAUCUUUGUUUUAUUAAAAUUUUCUAUAUAUACUAUUUUAUUAUGGAUAGUUACAUUUACAACUAAUAAUUAUAAAUAUAAUGAUUAUAACAAUGAAGGAAGAAAUAAACAAGUGAGACAUGAAAGAUCAUUAAGCGAGGCUGCUGUAGAAUUUGAUACAAUUUUUGAUGUGUUUAAGGAAAGUUUUUUAGAUCAAAUGGGAUGUAGUGAUCAAGAUAAAAAUGAAAUAAAAAAUGCUAUGAAAAUGUAUUAUGAUAAUAUAGAUAUAAAUGCAUUAUCUAACGAAAUACAAAACAAUGAAAAUUUCCUUAACGAAUUUGGUAAUGAUGCUAGUAGUAUUAACAAAAUUAUGAAAACUGAUAUUACAAGUGGUCAAGGAACUAGUGCUGAUGAUAAUAAGACAGAAAAUAAUGUAUCAACAUCUUAUGGUGAUGAUAAGCCUGAAUCAUCCACUUCAGGAGUAGAAAGGAAGAAGGAAAGACCCAAUUUAUUUACAGAUACAUUAUCUAAAGACAAAAAUAAUACAAAUGACAUUAAAAAAGAAGAAAAUAAAAAGGAACCAUCACAAUUAGAUGAAAAUAACCAUAGCGCAACUUCAUCAUAUCAAGGAGAAAAGAAUAACGAAAAGACACAAAUGAACAACCAAGAUAAAACUGAAAAGGAAACUGAUAAAAAUGAAACUGUAACAAAAAAACCUUCUAAAUAUACAUUGAAUCUUGAUUCUCCUUUAUUAAAAGGUUCAAGUGAAGGUGAAACCUCAUCCAAAAAAGCACAAGAUAAAAGUAUAGAACCUACAAAAAAACCUUCUAAAUAUACAUUGAAUCUUGAUUCUCCUCUAUUAAAAGGUUCAAGUGAAGAUGAAUCACAAUCUAAGAAAGAGUCAAAUGAUAGUAAUGGAUCAACCAAAAAACCUUCUAAAUAUACAUUAAAUCUUGAUUCUCCUCUAUUAAAAGGUUCAAGUGAAGAUGAAUCACAAUCUAAGAAAGAGUCAAAAGAUAGUAACGGAUCAACUAAAAAACCUUCUAAAUAUACAUUGAAUCUUGAUUCCCCCUUAUUAAAAGGUUCAAUUGAAGGUGAAUCAUCAUCUAACAAAGAAUCAAAUGAUAGUAAUGGAGCAACUAAAAAGCCUUCUAAAUAUACAUUAAAUCUUGAUUCCCCCUUAUUAAAAGGUUCAAGUGAAGGUGAAACAUCAUCUAACAAAGAAUCAAAUGAUAGUAAUGGAGCAAAUAAAAAACCGUCUAAAUAUACAUUGAAUGUUGAUUCCCCCUUAUUAAAAGGUUCAAGUGAAGGUGAAACAUCAUCUAACAAAGAAUCAAAUGAUAGUAAUGGAGCAACUAAAAAACCUUCUAAAUAUACUUUGAAUGUUGAUUCUCCUCUUUUAAAAAGCGAAAAAAAAUCAGAUGUGAAACGUGGCGCAAGUAAUUUGUUUAGUCUAGAUAAUAUUGGAAAACUCGAUUUAGGUUCCAUACUUGUCCAAAAUUUAGAAUUACUAAAAGGAUUUGCAUUGAAUUUCCAAACUUUGAGUUUAAUUUUCUUGGUGUUCGUUGGACAGUUCUAUCCUGAACAUUUUCAAAAGGCUGCAAUAUUCGUUGGAAUGGUAAAUGUAUUUUUAGAAUGUAAACGUUUAUAUGGUAGAUCUCAAAAGAAAUUAAAAUAA